AUGGAUGACAAGGGGAAAGAACUUUGCCCCCGGCUAAUCGACUAUCUGGUCGUGGUGGGGAAACGGCCGAAACAGCGCUCGACCUCGGUCUCCACGCACGCUGGGCUCCCGCUGAACCCGAAUUCGCAUACUGUAUCCCAUCCGGAGUUGUUGAGGAGGUAUCCAACCGACGACCACAAGGACUUCCCUUUACCUAACGAAGUUACCGUAUUUUGCCAACCCGAGGGAUGUCCGACUAUCAGCUACUCCAACCGAGAGCGUCGCGCGAAGGACACCCAAUUCUUCGUUUUUAUGCUGACCGAAAAGGACACCUCCAAAAUUCGCUACGGAGUCUGCCUCAAUUUUUUCCAAUCCUGCGAGAGGAGGACGGCUGAUGGACCGGCGAACAAAACCAAAAAACGCGACCAGCAGGUCUCCCUCACGUCCAUGUGCCUAAUCUCCCACCACCCGUUCAUCUCGAUUUUUCACGAGUUGAUGAUCAUCCUGAAGAAGCUGAUCGACGCGGCGAAUUAUCGGGCUUCACUUUCGAAUAGUUUGAAGGAAAUAGUAUGGUCUGUGCUGACCGGAAGUUGGCAAGACACGAUUCCGACCGAGGUGAUGAAAGAGAUCAAGCAGAUUGAGACUUGGAUUCUGAUGAUGUUGUCCUCGCCGGUGCCGGUGCCUGGGAAAACGAAGGUUCAACUCGAGAUUCUCCCGCCCGAGAUCAUCCCCAUGUUCUCCUUCGCCCUACCCGAUCAUACACGAUUUUCACUCGUCGACUUCCCACUUCACCUCCCCUUUGAACUGCUCGGAAUCGAGGCGGCGGUCAAGGUGCUCUCGGCGGUGAUGUUGGAGUAUAAGGUAGUGCUCCAAUCUCGAAACUACAAUGCCGUCUCGAUGUGUGUACUGUCUUUUGUCGCAUUACUCUACCCGCUGGAGUACAUGUUUCCGGUUAUUCCACUACUACCCGCGUACAUGCAGUCGGCAGAGCAUCUCCUGCUCGCCCCCACCCCGUUCGUGAUCGGAGUCCCAUCCUCCUUCUGGGCCCACAAGAAGCUCCAAGAAAUCCCGUCCGACAUCAUCGUCGUGGAUUUGGACUCUUGCCAAGUCCAUAUCCCGGAAGAGCUCUCCUUGCCGGAACUUCCGGAGCCGGAUGCCAGUCAAUUGAAGAUGAACAUCCGAAACGCGCUGAACAAGAUGAGCACGAACUUGGUGGAGGAGCGCAGGGGAUCGAUUGAGGCGAAUUAUACCAACGAUGCCGAUGAGGUUGAUGUGGCUUGUAGGGUGUCGAUGGUAAAAUUCUACAACUCGACGAACGUGUUCGCCAACUUUUCCGAACAUACCCGAACCUUACGCUUGUACCCAAGGCCUGUGGUGGCCCUACAAUCUGAAUCCUUCCUCCGCUCCCGCCCGAAUUGCACCCAGUUUACCAUGGACUUGUGCAGGACACAAGCCGUCGAGUACUUUGCCGAAGAGUGUCUGUGCCCGAAGAAUGAAACAUUCGUAAGGGUGCAAAACGGAAUCGAGAAAGCGCAACAAGUCGGAGACAAAGCGAAAUGGUUUGCCGAUGGGUUGAUGCCAGUGCAUUUUACGGUGUAUCCGGACAAUUCGACCCUGGCUUCUGCUUUGGACGUCUGGAAACGAGAAGCUCCUCAUGACGAUUCAGAGGAGGAGAGCGACGAUGAAGCUGAUCAUCGGCCCGGGAGUACCUCGAGCAUUGAUGAUUUGGUAUUCGAUAGCCCGGAUGAGGCACCGGACCGUCACAUCGCUUCCAAGCCCCUCGGUGAGGUCAACGACGUCUACAAGGAGCCCCUGAAUCUCGAGAUCCCAGCCAGUGAGAGUGCGGUCAGCUUGGGAAGCUCGAUAAGCAGUGGGCACUCCUCCCCUUCCUCCUCGCGCUCCGCCUCGGCUCAGGACAGUGAGGCUGACUUUGCGCGGCUGGCCGAGAACCUGGCGUUGAAGUCGGAUGCUAAGGGAGCCUUCUCCUUCGAUCAUGAAGACGAUGAGGAAGAGCAUACCCCACUUUCCUCCCUCACCGACACCAGCGGCAAUUUCAUGAGCGGCUUUAACGGGCUGGCCGAGAAAAGCUCGGGCAUUUUCAGCCAGGUGCUGAACAAGACUGGCGGGCUGAAGCAGGCGCAGGCGAUCAGGGAUAAGGCUUUGAAGCCGCUGGCAAAUGCGACGGCAAGCAGGAUAGAGCAAAGUCAACAUGCUGUCAAGUCAAAGACGCAGGGUGUCCAGACAUCGGCACAGACGGCCAAUCAACAAAGCAAAAACCAACAAGCUGUCCGAGAAGUCUGCGACGCCAUCCUUGCUGGUCAAGGAAUUGGCAUGUUCGCGUACCCCAAAUUUAAGCGACUAAUGGAAGAUGAGAGCCUCCGGGAAUUGGUGUGCUCCAAGCUGAACCUCGGUCUGGAGAACAAGCUUACCGAGGAGGAAUACGUGAAGGAAUUCCCCCUGACCCGAGCGCAAUACAAAGGUUACGUCAAGGUGCUGCAGGCCUGUUUGGCUGGGAUCGAGCUCUCAUUCAACACCCCCGGAUCCAACGGGUUGGCCAGCGUCUUCCACGUUCUGGAAAUUGCUCACACCCACUUCUGGAGUAGGGAUGACGGCUCGAUGACGCCGGCUAGUCAGCCGAAUUCGGUGUUAAAUACUCCUUCCGCUUCGUCGCACGACUUCCAGCAGAUGCAGCCCCGCCAAAAACUACCCGCCACCUCGUUCGACAUGCGCGCCAGCCCAAAACCCAUUGGAAAAGUGCCAAACGGAGAACCAGCCCAAGGACCCAGCACCAAGCUGGCGAGGGAAGCGAGUAUCGAGAGUAGCAGCAGCUCGUCACAACGGACACAAUUGGAAAAGCUGAGGAUGCCACUUUCCCUGCCCGUCGUCUCCAACAGCGCCUCGACAUCCCCCAGAUCUAUCGCCACCCCGAUGGAGCCCACUCGACACUACAUCUACCAGGAUUUGAUAUUGCCAAGCCCCAAUCCUCUUUGGCAAAACACGGUGUUCUGGGAGAACGCCUUCUACGAUGUCGUCGGGCAGGAGAGGGAUAUCAUUGGCAUGGAUCAGGAGCCGAGCGAGAUGAUUGAUAGAUACGCCACCCUAUCCGAUAGUGAGAGAAAGCGGUUAGAGCUGGAAGAAGAUCGGUUGCUAUCCACACUUCUCCAUAACCUGACCGGCUACAUGAUCAUGUGCGGAACGGGGCAAAAGGCUAUUCAACAGAAAAUCCGUCGGCUCCUCGGAAAAUCACACAUCGGCCUCGUCUGCUCCAAAACGAUCAACAUCUUGUUGGACGAUUUGCCGCAACAGCAAGGCAACGGCAUCCCGUUAAAACCACUCGGCAGCCGACUCGUCCAAAAGCAAUCAUUUACCGUCUACGCUGGAUCGAAUGCCCAGGGAACAAUGAUGUUCUUGGAGGUAUGCGACGACGCAGUAGUACUACGGGCGGUAACUGGAGCAGUAACAGAACGGUGGUGGUACGAGCGGCUGGUGAACAUGACGUAUUCCCCAAAGACGAAAGUGUUGUGCCUGUGGCGACGGCAUGAGGAUAAGGUCCACAUGGACAAGUUCUUCACGAAGAAGUGUCGUGAGCUCUACCUCUGCAUGAAAGCAGCAAUGGAAAGAGCGGCAGCGAGAGGCAGAGUAUCGGUUGAGGGGCGAGACCUUGGAGGAGAGUUCCCGGUACACGACACUGAGACCAACCAGGGCGGAUUGAUGCAGGUCCGAAUCGACGGUAUCGCCAUCCUGUUCGAAAACUCGCAAGUUUUCAUCGAGUUGGCCAACAUCAAAAAGUGCAACACGUACGGGGGCAACUGUUUUGUAUUGGAGGAAUUCGACCGGAAAAAGGGUGAAAUGGUGCAGCGGCGGUACUUCUCGCAAAUGGCCGAUCAAAUUUGCUACGCGGUGCUGUGCGUGUUCAGCUUUGUCGCCGCCGGCCAGAAGAAUCAGGCCUCUCCGAAAAAGUUGGAAAAA
Messenger RNA from Mesorhabditis spiculigera, 3948 nucleotides. The record is from the annotation of a GenBank genome assembly. Lineage: Eukaryota; Metazoa; Nematoda; Chromadorea; Rhabditida; Rhabditidae.